Messenger RNA from Anopheles nili, 2444 nucleotides. It is a transcript of the gene Ufl1, whose product is annotated as E3 UFM1-protein ligase 1 homolog. Gene Ontology annotation, biological process: protein K69-linked ufmylation; regulation of proteasomal ubiquitin-dependent protein catabolic process; response to endoplasmic reticulum stress. NCBI's taxonomy places the organism in Eukaryota, Metazoa, Arthropoda, Insecta, Diptera, Culicidae. The transcript is spliced from 5 exons. The coding region runs from base 1 to 2364 and encodes 787 amino acids. Gene Ontology annotation, cellular component: endoplasmic reticulum membrane. Gene Ontology annotation, molecular function: UFM1 ligase activity. The record is from RefSeq and is a predicted model, not a curated record.
AUGGCCGAUUGGGACGAAAUCAAACGUUUAGCGGCCGAUUUUCAGAAAGCGCAACUAUCCACCGGUAUACAAAGACUAUCGGAAAGGAACUGCAUCGAAGUGGUAAGGCUGCUUAUUGAAAAAGGACUGGUAGAUGUAAUCUACACAAACGAUGGCAAGGAAUACCUCACACAAAGCCACCUCGAGCAGGAGGUGAAAGACGAGCUGUACGUCCGGGGUGGUCGCGUGAACUUAAUCGAGCUAGCCAAAGUCCUAAACGUAGAUUUCGGAAAAGUUGAAUUCAUUGCAAAGCGGCUGCUCGACGACGAAGACGGUAUGCAUCUUAUUCUCGGCCAGCUUAUCGGGGAAAGCUACAUUCAGCGUGUCGCAUCGGAAAUCAACCAGAGUUUGGUGCAGCACGGCGAAGUCAACGUGGGGCGGCUGACCACUCAGUACGAUCUGCCGACGGAGUUUAUUCUUAAUCAGAUUAUUUUGAAAAAUCUGCAGAAAAUCAUCUUCGCCAAGCAGGACCCAACAAAUUCGCACAUAUUUUUCACGCAGUCAUACAUCACACGAAACAAGGCAAAGAUUCGAGGUGCGCUUGUAGCGAUCACAAAACCCACCCCGAUUUCCGUGAUUCUUAAUCUGACCGAUGUACCCGCGCGGAUAUUGUACAUGGUGCUGAAUGAAAUGUCCUCGCUCGGCGUGGUUACAGCUCAGUCACCGACAGGACAAUACAUUCCACACAUUUACGCACGCAUGCAAGCCCAGUGGACAAACGAUUUCUACAAGCAGAACGGGUAUCUAUUGCAUGAAUCCGUUGCAAAGCUGGGUGUAUCAAACGUUCGAACGUUCGUGCAAAGUCACCUAGCAUCGGAAAAGUUAACUCACCUGCGGAACUGCAUCGUGGGCGAGCGAUUGAUCGACCAGGUGAAGGGCGCGAUGGACGAAUGUAUCGCUAGCAACUCGUACCUGGACGUUUCCAACAUUCUACCUUCGGCUUUGAGUGAUGAAAAUAUCGACGAAAUACUUUCUCACGUGCUUACGCCGACGAUGCAAAAGCAAACGUAUGUUUUCGGCACGGUAGUGCUGACGGUAAAUUUUAUGGACGACUCAGUUAAAGGAUGCCAAGAGCUUGUCAAUGAGCACGCGAAACGUGCCGUUGAAAGUGGUAACUACCAGAAGUACAUUGCCGAGAAGAUGAUAAAGCAUCAGGACGUUGAUAAUUCAGCCGGUGGUGCGAUGGACGAAAGCAAGAUGGACAAACGAGAGGAACGUCGUAAGAAAGCGUCUAGCGGAAAAGGUGGCGGUGGAGCGCAAGGUCGUGAAACCAAGACGAAAUCAACAAAGAAGCAUGCCCGUGGAAAUAGGGGAAAUGUGUCGGAUUCGGAGGAAGACACAGAAGCCCAAUCCGGUGUCGGAGGCAAGAAGGGUGGAAAAGAACCCCACAUCGAGCUGAUUACGUGUAAGGAAAUCGCGAAGGUGGUAGGGAAGUUUCUUGAAUCCGAAGGCUUGGAGAUGUUGGCUCAGCCUCUGGCCAAUCAUUACUACCCCAUACUGAGCAAACAGGCUUUGGCAAAAGCGCAUGAGCUAUACGAGCUGUCGUUGCAGAAGAACAACCAGAAUCGUCGUCAAACGCACGCCAGCAUUCAGGAGAAGAUGAACACGCUGUACAAUGACAUUCGUCUGUACGAAAAGGGUCUCAAGCUGUUCCAACCCGACGUCCAAGGGCAGCUGUUGAAGUACCUCCUCAAAACGUUGGGCACGGAUGUUUGCAACGAAUUGUGCUUGUACGUCGCGGCCGAAUGCAAUCUUAACACCAACUACAGCUCAACGUUAACGACUGAACAGCGCAACAAAAUUGCCAAUGACUCCGAUCCGGAGUAUCGGGGCGCCCUGCAGACCCUCUGCAAGUCGCUGACGACGAGUGAAACUGUCGAGGAGUUUCUCGAGAAAACGGAAAAGGCGCUAAACGCAUGCAGCAUGAUGUUGAAGAAAAUCGACAAGAAAAAAGAUAGGAAUCUUAUUCUCUGCCACAAGCACGGCCUGCUGGAGCAGCUCACCAACUGCACCGAUCCGGCGCUGGUGCUUCAUCUGGCUGUGCUGAUUAUCUUCACCAUUUCCACGCAAACCAUGCUGCACGCUUCGGGCCGGCAUGUAUCGGCUAUCCUGAGUUUCCUACAGACGGCACUAAGUGCAGAGGAGUCGAAAACGUUCAAUACCUACCACGAUCUGGUAUUGAAAUUGUUGAGCGCGGAAAGUGCCACUUCCGAGGAAGCAAAAACCAAUGCCGAAGACAUAACUAGGCAGCUAAGGGAGCUGAUACCAGUCGUUAAAGGCAUCGCGGGCAACUUCAAGAAAGCUGGCGUAACACCGGUUGAGUAGGUGAAACGAUUUGGGCUGCUGUGAAGCGAUCACGUGGAAAUUGACUGACCAUGCGUAGACUUAUACCUACUUUGAGCGAA